Molecule: messenger RNA, 2777 nt
Organism: Xyrauchen texanus (razorback sucker)
Lineage: Eukaryota; Metazoa; Chordata; Actinopteri; Cypriniformes; Catostomidae
Gene: pgam5
Product: PGAM family member 5, serine/threonine protein phosphatase, mitochondrial
Exons: 6
Coding region: 256-1125 (289 amino acids)
Biological process (GO): positive regulation of mitochondrial fission
Cellular component (GO): mitochondrion
Source: RefSeq, a predicted model, not a curated record
UCUAGUCGUGAUUGUGCUACUGGAAUUAAUUUAGUAUCAAAAGCGCAUAUUUCUGGAGGCUGCGUACACUCUCACACGUGGCUUAGACAGAAAAACACGAAUUUGGCACAUCAGUGACGGGUUAUUACCCUCUAUUCGGCUGUUUGACAGGAGGAAACAGUCAGUGGCUCUUCCUCAGCAGAGUGACUCACUGUGCGUCAUAGAGCUGAAGAUCAGCCCACUUGUACGUACGUACAGUCAAUUCUCAUUAAAGUCAUGUCGUUUCGGAGGGCGGCCAGACUGGCGUUCGGGUUCGUCGGUGGUUCUGCGGUGCUAGUGUGCGCGGCGGUCGCGGCAGACAAGAACGGGUACUUCGGAGAGCGCUUCCGCCUCAGAGAUACCUCAAAUGCCGUGCAUGCAGCACAACCUUCGGCAUGGCCCACUGCGAACGGCUGGGAUUAUAACUGGGACAGACGUGACCCCUCCUCCAUGGUAAAUGGGAAGAGAAAGGAGAGUGCUGGUGACAACGGUAGUCCAGACACUGAGAACAACAUACCCAAAGCCACACGUCACAUCUUCCUCAUCCGACACUGUCAGUACAAUCUCAACGGGAACGGAGACAAAGAGAGGGUCCUCACUCCUUUAGGUCGUGAACAGGCUGAGCUGACGGGACAGAGAUUGGCAGCUCUGGGACUAAAGCAUGACCUGCUCAUCCACUCGUCUAUGACCAGAGCUACAGAGACAGCCAACAUCAUCAGCAAAUACCUGCCAGGGGUGGAGCUUGUGAGCUGUGAUCUGCUGCGAGAGGGUGCACCCAUAGAGCCAGUACCUCCCGUCAGCCACUGGAAACCUGAGGCUGUGCAGUACCAUGAGGACGGCGCACGGAUCGAGGCAGCGUUCCGCCGCUACAUCCACCGAGCUGACGCCAAACAGAAGGAUGACAGCUACGAGAUUAUCGUCUGUCAUGCAAAUGUCAUCCGCUAUUUUGUGUGCAGGGCUUUGCAGUUUCCUCCAGAGGGCUGGCUGAGGAUUGGCCUGAACAAUGGCAGCAUCACAUGGCUGACAAUUCGGCCCAGUGGCCGAGUGGCUCUCAGAGCUCUGGGAGACUCUGGCUUCAUGCCUCCGGAUAAACUCACUCGGACUUGACAUCCUAAAUCUAAACCAUCAUGGCCUCGUUACAGACUAGACUGAAAGAUUAGUGGAAUUGAUAGCUGUCAGAGGUGCAAGCGUCACGAAAUUUCUUAUAAUGGCUACUUAAUUUUAGAAAUACCUUUUUUAGAGUCACAAAUUUCAAUAAUCUUAAGAAUUUCAUUGGGUUAGUUCAUCCAAAAGUGAAAAUUCAAUUUCUUACCCUCAUGUAACUCCAAAUCUUUACGACCUUUUCUGUGAAAAGGAUACAUUUUCAGAAUGUUAAUGCUGCUCUUUUGUCCAUAAAUCAAAAGGGAAUGGGGACUGAGGCUGUCAGUUACAUUCAGCCUAGCAUUUCCUUAUGUGUCACAUGGUUGAAAGUCAUACAGGUUUAGAACAACAUGAGGGUGAGUAAAUAAUGAUAAUUAAACAUUUUAGGUGACAAUUUCCUGAAAGGGAUUGUGAAUGAGUUUGAUACCUCUGCCCACUGUCAGCGUUGCUAUUUUUAAAUAAGCAAGGAAAGAGAUAUUGAUAUGUCCUCUAUUUGACAAGAACCCUCCUGUGCCAUGCUUGCCAUUUGUAACCGUGAUGAAAAGGUUGUAUUAACCAGCAAGUGUACUUUUUUAUAUGUUCAAAACAAGGUCUUUUUUCCAGGAGUUCCAGUAAUGCAAACUCUGGAGGCCUUGUCUUGACAGUUGGUGUCAUAUACACUGUUUACGUGGAUUUAUGUUUAUGAAUGUUUUAAAAGAAGCGUGUGAAUUUUUCUUCUGAAUUGUGAGAAUCAUGCAUUUGCAUGAGGUCGAUUACAACUCUGAAAAUGUUUGUAGAUUGUUGUUUGUGCACACAAAGAAAACCGGCAGUCAAGUUUUUUUCAUUGAGUCGUUGAAUAGUGUUUCGUUUUUUUUUUUUGUCAAAUGAUGGAUAAGUGAAUCUUAUGAAGAAAUUUCCAGGUCAUAUUUCACCCCAAAAUCAAAAGGGAAGAAAAAUAAAUUAUAUUUAGCAUAAGAAAUAAAUUUUAGUUUGAAUUGCAACAGUAUUUUCAUGACAAAUAAGCACAUUUUACCCAAUUCUCAGGAUCAUACUUUAAUUUGGGAAAAUAAUUAUAUGUAUUUUAUCCAGUUUUCAACUGUCCAGUUCUUGUGAGCCUGUGUCCACUGCAACCCGACGUGGUCUUCUGCAGUUGUAGCCCACCCACCUCAAGGGGCAACAUGUUGAGAGAUGUUAUUCUGCUCACUAGAAUUGGACAGAAUGGUUAUCCAAGUUACCGUAGCCUUUUUGACAGUUUGAACCUCCCUGUUGACCUCUCUCGUCAUCAAGGACACAUAACUGAUGCUCACUGGAUGUUUUUUGGUUUUGGCACCAUUCUGAGGUUGUGAAUGAAAAUCCCAGGAGAUCAGCAGUUAUAGAAAUACUCAAACCAGCCCGUCUGGCACCAACAAUCAUGCCAAGGCUGAAAUCACUGAGAUCACUUUUUGUUUUUCCAUUCUGAUGGUUGAUGUGAACAUUAACUGAAGCUCCUGACCAGUAUCUGCAUUAUUUUAUACAUUGCACUGCUGCCACAUGAUUGGCUAUUUAGAUAAUUGCAUGAAUAUGUACAGGUGUAUCUAAUCAAUUGCUCCGUGAGUGUUUUAUUUAUAUUUAUAUAUAUAUAUUUAUAAUAUUGUAUUCAA